Messenger RNA from Artibeus jamaicensis (Jamaican fruit-eating bat), 1902 nucleotides. It is a transcript of the gene POPDC2, whose product is annotated as popeye domain containing 2. The record is from RefSeq and is a predicted model, not a curated record. NCBI's taxonomy places the organism in Eukaryota, Metazoa, Chordata, Mammalia, Chiroptera, Phyllostomidae. Gene Ontology annotation, cellular component: sarcolemma. The coding region runs from base 422 to 1516 and encodes 364 amino acids. The transcript is spliced from 4 exons. Gene Ontology annotation, molecular function: cAMP binding.
UCUCCUCAUUCUGUCUGGGGAAAACAGAGAGCAGGACGUGGCCCUUCAUUAUCCCUCACAGCUGAAGUUUUCAGGCCCAUAGUCCUGUUCUUUCCUAGGACGACUUAGGAUUUCUGCUAAGAGCCAAAUGUGAAGACUGGCUUACGAAAUCCGGAUCCAAGGAAGCUUGUCAGGGCUCUGCUGGGAGGGCCAGUGCCUUGCUAAACGAGAGAGGAUAAAAAGUUUUAAAAUUCUACAUGAAGCGUACUAUGUUCUGCCAUUCAUUCCCAAAGCUACCGGAAACAUUCCUCCUAGAAAACGUGGAGUUGCUGGUGAGAAGCCAGAGGUGAGAAGACAUCUAGGAGGACAGACUACUCUAUCUUCUGAAUUUCUUAUGUGGGGCUAGUCUUAGAGCCCAGCAAGGCUUUGAGACACCCCGAAGAUGAAUGCCAACAGCAGCACAGUGGGCCAGCAUCCCUGGCAGGGGCCAGUGUGCAUUGGCUGGAAACAGGAUCUGGAAGGGGCUGUCUACCACCUGGCUAACUGCUUCUUGUUUCUGGGCUUCAUGGGUGGGAGUGGGGUAUAUGGAUGCUUCUAUUUCUUUGGCUUCCUGAGCACCGGCUACAUAUGCUGUGUGCUGUGGGGCUGGUUCGAUGCCUGUGGCCUGGACAUCGUCAUCUGGAACUUCCUGCUGGCAGUGGCCUGCCUGCUCCAGCUGGCAUACCUGGUCUACCGCCUACGCAAAGACACCCUCCCUGAGGAGUUUGAUCUCCUCUACAAGACGCUCUGCCUGCCCCUGCAGGUGCCCCUGCAGACAUACAAGGAGAUCGUUCACUGCUGUGAGGAGCAGGUCUUGACUCUGGCCACCGAGCAGACCUAUGCUGUGGAGGGCGAAACGCCCAUCAACCGCCUGUCCCUGCUACUCUCUGGCCGGGUUCGUGUGAGCCAGGAUGGGCAGUUUCUGCACUACAUCUUUCCUUACCAGUUCAUGGACUCUCCCGAGUGGGAAUCACUGCAGCCCUCUGAGGAGGGCGUGUUCCAGGUCACUCUGACUGCUGAGACUGCAUGCAGCUACAUUUCCUGGCCCCGGAAAAGUCUCCACCUUCUUCUAGCUAAAGAGCGAUACAUUUCCCGCCUCUUCUCAACACUGCUUGGCUAUGACAUCUCAGAAAAGCUCUACGCUCUCAAUGAGAAGCUCUUCGCUAAGUUUGGGCUGUGCUUUGACAUCCGUCUCCCCAGCCUCUACCACGUUCUUGGUUCUGCUGCUUCAGAUGCAGGGCCGGAGUCGCAGAAAGAGGAUGAGGAAGUCCAUGAGCGAGCUGCAUCCCCUCCUCGGGCCACGCCCACAUCUGUCCAGCAAGUACCCCCUUGCUCUCCUCUUCCAGUUGCCACCGACCCUCACGCACAGCCUUCCCGGGCCAGGAUGUCUCGGCCUGACAGCGGUGUCCUGGCUUCUAGAAUUCCUCUCCAGAGCUACUCUCAAGUUAUGUCCACAGGACAGGCCCCCUUGGCUCCAAUCCACACUCCUGAACUUUAAGGAUCCAUGAACCAUCUUUUGGGCCACAUUCAGCAUCACAGGAAGGUCCUUGUAUGCGCACCCCUCUUCCCCCCUCCAGAAGGCUCACGGGCAGGUCAGAGCAGACACAGAAGGUGCCAGCACUGCAGCUACUCACAGGGCCCUGGGUGACAGAAACUCACCUCCACCAGAUUUCCUUCCAGGUGAAGGCAUCUGAGAGGGCAAGAAGCACAGGUUCCAUCCUUUACUACUUGGCCAAGUUACAUAGCCUCAUGGGCCUCAUCUGCAAAGUGGGGAUUACGAAAUCCACCUCACAAGGUUGUCAUGAGGAUUACACGAGUUGAUUUGGGUAAAACACCUAGCAUGUGGCACCUAGUAAGCACUCAAUAAAUCAUUCAGUUCCUUUC